Messenger RNA from Daucus carota subsp. sativus, 1435 nucleotides. Its product is annotated as flavin-containing monooxygenase FMO GS-OX-like 3. Bases 110 to 1339 code for a protein of 409 amino acids. Lineage: Eukaryota; Viridiplantae; Streptophyta; Magnoliopsida; Apiales; Apiaceae. Gene Ontology annotation, molecular function: N,N-dimethylaniline monooxygenase activity; flavin adenine dinucleotide binding; NADP binding. The transcript has 8 exons. The record is from RefSeq and is a predicted model, not a curated record.
GGCAUACAAUCCCCAAACCGAGUCCGACCCGUUAAGUCUCGACCCGAAUAGAGAAAUUAUCCACAGUAGCCUCUACUCUUCGCUUCGAACUAACCACCCUCGACAUCUUAUGAAUUUUUCAGACUACCCAUUUGCCAAAUCGUACGGAGACCCGAGAAAUUUUCCGGGUCAUGAGGAAGUGUUGAAGUUUCUAAACGAGUUUUGGGUUGAGUUUGGACUCACUGAGUUGACUCGGUUGGGUACUGAAGUUGUCCGAGUUGAAGCAGUGGAUGACUCGGGGUAUUGUGAGUGGAUUGUUGAGUCGAGAAAAGGCGAGUUGAGUGAGGUGGAAGUAUUUGAUGGGGUUGUAAUUUGUAAUGGUCAUCAUACUGUGCCGCGGGUGGCUGCGAUCAGAGAUAUAGGUCAAUGGCCGGGAAAACAAAUUCAUAGCCACAAUUACCGUGUCCCGGAACCUUUUCACAACCAGAUAGUGGUCAUGACUGGAGCUGGACCUAGUGCCUAUGAUAUAUCUAGAGACAUUGCAGGAGUUGCUAAUUACACUACAACAAAACUGGCAUCAGACAACACUAGUCAGACAACGGACGUUGGAAAAAGUUGUAAAGAAGUUCAUCUUUCUUCGAGAAAUUCCACAUGUGGUGGAUUUUAUAAAUUGGUCAACCUUAGUAAUGUAAGGCAGCACGCUGAGAUCGAUUAUGUUGAUGAAAGUGGUAGAGUAGCAUUUGUGGAUGGAUCUUCUGUUUGUGCUGAUAUCAUAUUUCAUUGCACUGGGUACAUGUUCAGUUUUCCAUUUCUUAGAACUAAUGGGAUCGUAACUGUGGAUGAUAAUAGAGUUGGACCCUUGUACAAGCAUGUCUUUUCUCCUGAGAUUGGCUCCAGGCUCUCUUUUGUUGGAAUCCCCUGCAACAUUACAUUAUUCCCCAUGAUGGAAUUACAAUCCAAGUGGAUAUCGUGUGUUUUAUCCAGCAAGGUGGUCCUACCAUCUAAAGAGGCAAUGCUGGCUGAUACCAACGAACACUACAGGUCGUUGGAGGAACGAGGGAUCCCAAAACAUAGUACUCACUCCCUUGCUACUACCGCGUUCCAAUACCUGGACUGGCUAGCAAGUCAAGUAAAAGUUCAACCAGUUGAAGAAAGGUUAAAGAAUAUAUACAAACAACUUGUUUCAGUGUUCUUCAGCUCCGAAGGAGACCAAAUCAGGGAAUGGGAUGUAGAUAGUUGGGUGAACGGAAACCACUUGAAACUACUUGCAGCAAGUGAAAAACAUUCAGCUUCCAAAUUGCUUGCAGCAUUUGAGGAAAACGUCGGACAUGAUAAUAGCAAGGUUGUUGAAAGCAGCUAGUUUAAAUUAUAUGAUGCUAUGAUGUACUUUGUUCUCGAAUCUUUUAUCUCUGUUAUCCGUAAAGGUUAAAACACAUGUAAACGAUCUUUACUCAAC